AUGGCAGAUUCAAGAAAGUCAUCAAGGGAGAGGCAGCCCACGGAAAAAAUGGCCGCUCUUCAGGCCUCUGAAGAAUCAAAGACAGAGCGGAAGUUUUUCAAGAUGUAUGGCUCCCUUAAGGCCACAGUAAAGGCAGCUAGAACAAUCAUUAAGACAGAGACAGAAGAAGGUCCCAUCAAACAACAGAUAUCCAUACUGGAAGCUGGAGAGAGGGAAUUGAUGGAAACCUACGAGAUUUUGAGGAGACACAAGGUCCCCAUAAGAGAGGCCACCACGAGGAUGGACCGUGCCAACGCAAUGGUCAGAGAUAGCCUCAACGCCUUGAAAGAAGUUCUGGGAUCCCUAGAAGGUCCUUUUGACGCCGAGGAUCGGAAGCAGAUAGCGAAAGAAUUCUUGAAACAAGCAUAUGCUUCAUCGGUCUUCAGCUCAAUUUUAAGCGAAAUGGACCAAGGGGUUGAAACCAGCCAACUGCGUGGAGCCACACCAGUAAUUGACAUUGAUAGCAAUCCUGGACAGCCUGUAGAAUCUCGUAACACACCAUCACUUCUUCCUCAAGACAAAAUGUACCCAGGAGUUGGAGUAAACCAACCACCUGAAGGUAUUCAAGAGCAGGCAGCAGAACCUCCUGCCAAGACGUCAUCUCCUUCCCCUCAAGAUGAGAUGGGCCCAGAGUUUAGAGCAGGCCAGCUACAUGAUAGUCUACCUGAUUCGCAUGUGGAACCUCGUGACAAGACACCACUACAGCCGCCUCAGACAACGUCGGUUGACGUCCAGGGCUUAUGUAAGGCUUUAGCAGACAACAUGUACCACACAAGACUUCCGAUGCCAGUGCCACGCACCUUUAGUGGGGAUCCGCUCGAGUUUGUAGAGUUCGACAAAGGUUUCAAGACUUUGAUCGAAAACCGUGGCAUACCACCAACAGAGAUGCUGUAUUAUCUGAAGCAGUACCUGACUGGUCCGGCAAGGGAGGCCGUGGAAGGUUCCUUUUUCGGGGACUCCAAAGAGGCAUAUGAUGGGGCAUGGAGGUGCCUUCGACAGAGGUAUGGUCAUCCUUUUAAUAUCCAACAAGCGUUCCGGAAGAAGCUAAGUGCUUGGCCGAAGAUAUCCUCCAAAGAUGCCAUAGGUCUUCAGAAGUUUGCGGACUACUUAAAGUCUUGUGAUGAUGCUAUGCCAUAUGUCACUGGCCUCCAGGUGCUAAACGACUGCUAUGAGAAUCAAAAGAUGAUAGCCAAACUUCCAGACUGGCUGAUUAGUAGCUGGAAUAGGGUGGUAUCAAAUGAGUUGGAAGGCGGCAGCUAUCCUUCAUUUUCUAAGUUUGUGAAAUUUGUUGCUAAGGAGGCAAGGAUAGCCAACAAUCCCAUUUCUUCUCUAGGUGCCCUGAAAUCUGAGGACUCUCAAAGAGAAUCAAGUCCCAAGACCUUCAAGAUCAAGCGAGAAGCAAGAAAUAAAGGAUCUGCUUUGGCUGUCAACACCAAGGAAAGUGCCAAAGGCAAGAACAUCCCAAACCAAGUCAAGAAGGCUCCAAAACCUUGCUGCCUGUGUAGUGAAACUGGACACAAGUCCGAGGACUGUGACAAGUUUUUGGCCAAGCCACUUUCUGAACGCAGGAAGUUUGUUCAAGAAAAUCAUGUAUGCUUUGGUUGCUUACAGAAGGGGCAUUUUUCUAAGGCAUGUAAACAAAGGCUGAAGUGUAGUACAUGUGGUAAGCGCCAUCCCACGGCUCUUCAUGAGGAAAACCCUAUGAUAAGAGAGGACAAUGCGCACAAGAGUGAAGGAGCUUCUAAGGACAGGGCUACGUCUUGCCAAGUCCGUUCUGGAAAACAAGCUAGCACUUCGAUGAUUGUACCAGUGUGGGUCGCGGCAGAACAAGCACCAUCGUCAGAGAUUCUGACUUACGCCCUCCUGGAUACCCAGAGUGAUUCAUCGUUCAUUCUAGAUGAAGUAGCGCAAGCCCUGAAUGCUAAGCAGCAACCCAUACGCUUAAAGUUAUCUACUAUGACUUCGUCAUCGAACAUUGAUUGCAGCGUGACCUCAAGUAUCUUAGUUAGAGGUAUGAUGUCGCCCUCCCAGCUCAAGAUAGGAAAAUGCUAUACGCGUGACUUCAUACCGACUGAUAGAGAACACAUCCCAAGCAGAAGUACUGCUGAGAAGUGGACUCAUCUCCAAGAUGUUGCAAGAGAGAUGCCAGCACUUCAGAGAUGCGAAGUCGGCCUACUGAUAGGCUAUAAUUGCCCAAGAGCUCUGACACCAAGACAAGUAGUUACUGGUAGCGAUGUAGAACCAUUUGCUAUUCGAACUGACCUCGGCUGGAGUAUUGUUGGCUUUGCCGAAGAAGAGAAUGCCAUGGACUUCAGUAGCCAGUGUGGGAGGGUUUCUACUCGCGAGAUACCAUUUCCGAAGCCAAAGGAGAUCAUAGGGUUGCUUGAGGCAGAUUUCGCAGAGGACAAAUCGCCGGACAAAGCAUGCUCUCAGAAUGACCUACAAUUCUUGAAACACCUUGAGACCAACAUUGUACAAUGCGAGGAUGGUCAUUUGCAGAUGCCGCUGCCCUUCAAGACCCGGCCAAACCUUCCAAGCAACAAAAGGUUGGCAACCGUUCGAUUCGAACACCUCCAUCGAAAGCUUAAGAAGGACGAAGCAUAUAGAAACUAUACAAGCUUCAUGACAGAUAUCAUAAAUGGUGGCUUUGCAGAACAAGUAGAGACCAAGGCGCCGCCUGGAGAAACAAAUUACAUACCACAUCAUGGUGUGUAUCAUCCAAUGAAGAAGAAGAUGAGAAUAGUGUUUGAUUGUUCCGCGAAGUACGGCGGCACCUGCCUUAACGAUCAUCUGCUCAAGGGACCGGACAUGAUAAACUCAUUGGUGGGAGUCCUUUGUCGGUUCAGGAAGCACAAUGUAGCAGUGCUAUGUGAUGUUGAGAAGAUGUUCUUUCAGUUUAGGGUCGCUGAGGAUGACCGAGACCUCCUGCGCUUCCUGUGGUUCCAAGAUAACGACAUCAACAAGGAGCCAGUGGAUUAUCGCAUGAACGUCCAUCUUUUUGGUGCCGCUUCUUCGCCAGGUUGCGCCAAUUAUGGCUUAAAGUAUCUGGCUAGACAUUGCAGCAAUGAAUUUCCAUUGGCAUCUCGUUUCGUCGAGCGCAGCUUCUAUGUGGAUGAUGGGCUGGUGAGUGUAUCCAGUGAAGAGGAAGCCAUUCAGUUGGCCAAUGAAGCCAGACAACUUUGCAGCAAGGGUGGCUUACGUCUCCACAAGUUUGUUUCGAAUUCUAAGGCAGUUCUGGAGAGUCUGCCAAAGUCUGAGCGUGCCAGUGAUGUCACUGACUCAAACUUGGAUUUUGAGGAUCAAGUAGAGCGUGCUCUGGGGAUAGUUUGGAAUGUGGCCACGGAUGCCUUUUGUUUCAGAAUUUCCCUGAAAGAGAAACCAAUGACACGGCGGGGAAUUCUGUCCAUAGUCGCAUCCCUUCAUGACCCUCUCGGAUUUGUGGCUCCGGUCGUUCUCGAUGGCAAGAGAAUCCUUCAAGAAAUGUGUCGUAGCGGGCUUGGGUGGGAUGAUCCAGUACCCGAGAACCUGCAAUCAAGGUGGGAGCAAUGGUGUAAGGAAAUCCCGCAGCUAGAGGAGCUAAGAAUACCUCGGUGUUAUCAUCCUGCUGAGUUUGGUGAUCCUGUAACAGUGCAGCUACACCAUUUCUCGGAUGCCAGCAAGUCUGGUUAUGGCCAAUGCUCUUAUUUGCGUCUUGUUAACCAGAAAGGAGAAGUUCACUGUUGUCUGAUCUUCGGCAAAUCAAGGGUUGCGCCAACCAAGGUGGUUACAAUUCCCAGGUUAGAGUUGACAGCGGCAGUUGUGUCAGCUAAGGUGCACUCUAUGUUGAAAGAAGAGCUAGAGUAUCAUGAUGCCGAAGAUUUCUUCUGGACAGAUUCCCAAGUAGUCCUGGGAUACAUCCACAAUGAUGCGCGGAGGUUCCACACGUUUGUUGCUAAUCGAGUCCAGCUAAUCAGAGAUAGGACUUCUCCCGACCAAUGGCAUUAUGUCUCGACUGAUCAGAACCCUGCUGACCAUGCUUCCAGAGGAUUGAGCGUAAGUCAGCUGGGUAGCACAAAUUGGUUCCAAGGACCAAGCUUCCUCUGGGAGAAAGACUUUGCAGUAGGAAGUAUCUCUCCGACACUCGCCGUUGGGGAUCCGGAAGUGAGAGCAACCAACCUAUCAACAACUACUCAUUCGGAACCGUUGAACCUCCUCUCGCGCCUUACCAGGAUCUCUAGUUGGAAGAUGAUGAUCAAGGUAUUGGCUCGUCUACGGAUGGUAGUGAAGGGAGCAAGACAAGGUUCCUUAGUUCGUGAGAGAAAGGACGCAGAGCUGUUCAUUCUGCGGUUAGUUCAACAGGAAGCUUACCCUGAAGAAAUCAAGGCUCUGACGUCGGACAAGACCGUUAAAACGACAAGUACCAUCCAUGACCUUGACCCAAUAAUCCUUGAUGGGAUCAUGCGAGUGAAGGGCAGACUUGGCGAACUAUCGACAGAAGUGGCUCACCCUGUUAUCCUGCCCAAGCGUAGCCCUAUCACUCGGGCGAUUAUCCGCCACUUCCAUGAGGACAUCAAACAUCAGGGUCGAGGAAUGACGCAGAAUCACCUGAGAGCCAAUGGAUUCUGGAUUGUAAACGGAUCUAAAGUCGUUGCAGAGGUAUUGCGAAAGUGUGUGUCAUGCAGACGUCUUCGUAGGCCUCAAGAAGAGCAGAAAAUGGCAAACUUGCCAAGAGAUCGAGUAGAACCUUCGGCUCCUUUCACGAAUGUGGGUAUGGAUUGUUUCGGUCCUUUCUUUGUAAGGAGAGGUCGUUCUGAUAUUAAGCGAUAUGGGCUUAUAUUCACAUGUCUCUGUUCAAGAGGUAUCCACAUUGAGAUGCUCGACGACAUGACUACCGACGUAUUCAUCAAUGCUCUCCGCUGUUUCAUAGCAAUUAGGGGAGCUGUCCGACAGAUUAGGUGCGACCAAGGCAGUAACUUCGUAGGAGCAAGAAACGAGCUCCAAUCUGCAUUGAGAGAGAUGACUUCAGACCAAGUGAAUACGUACCUUGCAGACCAGCAAUGUGAAUUUGUCUUCAACGCCCCUCACUCAAGUCACGCAGGUGGCGUGUGGGAAAGACAGAUUCGAACCGUCAGAAGUGUCUUAAGGGCUACCAUAGACCUGUGUCCAGGAAGACUCACAGACUCCGCUCUUCGUACCUUGUUUUACGAAGCCAUGGCAAUCGUCAAUAGCCGACCGUUAACAGUGACCAAUAUGAAUGACCCAAGUGCGGAUGCACCUCUCACGCCAAACCACCUCCUUACUCUGAAGAGGACGGUUCCGUUGCCCCCUCCUAGGCAAUUUGUGAAGGAGGAUGUGUACACGCGUAAAGCCUGGAGAAGGGUUCAGUUCUUACUAGAACAGUUCUGGUCAAGAUGGCGGAGAGAGUACUUGUUGGGACUUCAAAGACGACAGAAAUGGACGAUGCCCAGACGGAAUUUACAAGUGGGAGACAUUGUAUUGCUCAAUGACGAUGAAGCUCCGCGUAUGAAAUGGCCAAUUGCGAUGGUCGCAGAAGCCACUCCUGAUGAAGAUGGUCUGGUCAGACGGGUACAGGUGCGCGUUGGAACGAAAGACCUUGACAACAAAGGUCGUCCAAACAAGAAGCUUGCCGAAUACUGGAGGCCGGUUCAGCUCGUACUGCUUCUGGAAAAGGUACCUCCAUAG
Molecule: messenger RNA, 5721 nt
Organism: Strongylocentrotus purpuratus (purple sea urchin)
Lineage: Eukaryota; Metazoa; Echinodermata; Echinoidea; Camarodonta; Strongylocentrotidae
Exons: 1
Coding region: 1-5721 (1906 amino acids)
Biological process (GO): DNA integration
Molecular function (GO): nucleic acid binding; zinc ion binding
Source: RefSeq, a predicted model, not a curated record